Molecule: messenger RNA, 1635 nt
Organism: Serendipita indica DSM 11827
Lineage: Eukaryota; Fungi; Basidiomycota; Agaricomycetes; Sebacinales; Serendipitaceae
Source: the annotation of a GenBank genome assembly
AUGUCGACUCUGCCAAUCCCAUUGCUGUCCUUACUCCGGAAAUUUAUUUCGGAAUUCUCUCUAAAGUACCCCUCCAAAGCAUCUGCAACCCCACGACCAGCAGGACGAUUCGCGUCAUUGCUGCGAGCUGCCGCCAUCCCCUCGCUGGGCUAUUUGCUCGGCUGGGGACCACAAGUCUCGUCUAGUUCUAUAUCAUCGGAUGAAAAGGGUGCUACUGGGCAGGCUUCGGAGGUUUCGUCGUAUAACGAGAGCGGCAAUGAGUCGGGGAAUCAGGAGCCAAAAAAGCAGCGCAAAGAGGAUCUGUAUGAUCCGAAUGCACCGAUUUAUCGGCUUAUGAACAACCCGACGGUGUUUGAACCUACGCGCGCGCCUCGAAAUCCGAUCGUCCUUGCACAUGGACUUUACGGAUUCGAUGUACGAGGGUUCUCUACGUGGCCGAGUCUACAGAUUCAUUAUUGGUCUGACGUGCUGGGUAUUCUAAGGAAGAAGGUUGGAGCAGAAGUCAUCGUCACCAGAGUUCCGUCGACUGGUUCGAUCCAGGAACGGGCGAAGACGAUGCACGACUGCUUACAGCACGAUGCCGCUGGACGGAGCAUCAAUUUUAUUGCACAUUCUAUGGGAGGACUUGACUGUAGGCAGCUGAUCUCCAACAUCAAGCCAAAGGAGUACACUCCGCUUACCUUGACUACCGUCAGCACACCCCAUCGUGGUAGUCCCUUUAUGGACUGGCUCAUGGAAAUCAUCGGGAUAGGCUCUGUGCGAGAGCCAAUACCAGGGAUCAAGCCCGUUUCGCCGGCUGUCCCAUUACCCUCAUCUAUUAUCUCAUUUAUCGACUCCCCAGCAUAUUCAAACCUCACUUCCAACUAUCUCAAGGCCCAUUUUAACCCUUCAACGCCAGACUCGCCCAACGUUCGCUACUGGUCUGUCGCAGCACGCACACCGAGCAUGUCCUUCUUCCACCCGCUAUGGCUCCCGAAACUUAUUCUGGACGGAUACGAGGAGAAGGUUCAAAAGUCCGGGAAGUAUCCCAAUCGACAGUACGGCAAUGACGGGCUCGUCACCGUGGAAUCUGCCAAAUGGGGUGAAUUCCUGGGUGUGCUAGAGAAUUGUGACCACUGGGAUAUGCGGGGUGCUGGAGGGCUGUCUGCUCAUCACGCAGACGAGGCAAAAGGCGCAGAGAGCGCCGUGGCUGGGUCGGGAUCCAACCAGAGUACGUGGAGCUGGACGGAUUGGCAACGGUUCCUUGGAGUAUGGAAUCAGGACAAGAGCCGACGUGACCAAGCGGCGCUUCAACAGCAGAAGCUUCAAGAGGAGGACGGCAAGGCGCGUCGAAGUCAAAAGGCCCAAAUGAUUGCGACACUUGGAGAUUCAGAAUCUAAGGAAAAGAUUGUGCAAGAAGCGAAUCAGAAGGAAGGAGGACAAUCCCCGAUGGAUUCUGUACUAGAUUGGGUGGUGGAGAAUGUCCCGGGCAUCAACGCGGUUACUGCACCCCUCAAGCUUGUCACAUCCUCUACGAGCGAGACAAAGGAGGGGAAGCCUCAAAUAGCGGAUCACGGCUCGACGAAGCCUCCGAGGUUUGACUUGGAGAGAUUCUACGUUGCCUUGUCGCGGAAACUGUACGAUGAGGGUUACUAA